Messenger RNA from Paraphaeosphaeria sporulosa, 779 nucleotides. RefSeq lists its product as uncharacterized. The coding region runs from base 112 to 444 and encodes 110 amino acids. The transcript has a single exon. The record is from RefSeq and is a predicted model, not a curated record. NCBI's taxonomy places the organism in Eukaryota, Fungi, Ascomycota, Dothideomycetes, Pleosporales, Didymosphaeriaceae.
GUUGUAAGAGUAGACGAACGCUCCAACUUCGCUGCGUAUAUCCACUUCACUGACGCGCGAGAAAUAAAGGACUACGACAUAGAUCACGUCGUCACGCGUCUCGCACAGAUUAUGGCGCUGUGGGAUGACAGUGUCGAGCAGAAAUACGUGUUCCGGAGCCUGCGCAAGAUGGUCCUUUCGAACGCCGCGCAGAUCACCAAUAUCAUAUGCAUUGGCCAUGGCAGCUUACGCCGGAGCCCCGACUCUAUGAUGCAGCACAUCGCGGUUGGUUCGAUCGCCAAAGAGCUCUCCCGUCUCUACGAGGAGCUGGGAAAGCCGCUGCAGGAGCAGAUCACUAUACUCGCGCAAGACCCGUCCUACACCGAGAACGACAAGGACCUGCUGGCGCGCCUUCCUGUACCUGUAUAUGCUUGUUUGUUCGCGAUGGUUCUCAUGGCUACGUAAAACUUAGGUGCUGAACAUUACCUCCAUCGGCGGUGAGCUUUUACGUUUUCGGCUUGUUGCUUGCUUCGCCAGCGCCUAAAUUGUAUGUGCCGAUUGUUUUGGUAGUAAUGUGGUGCUCUAGUCAAAGGCGCAAAGAUCUGUUUGACUUCAUAAUGCGUGGAGUUUCUAUAGUGAUUGGACACAAAUCAGCGUUCUUGGUAUUAUAAAGCUGAGCACCCAAUCACGAAACCCGCAGAAGAAAGGAACUAUUGCCACGUCAACGCGUUUCUAUUUUUCGUGCUUGCUGUAGGUACAUGAAAACAGCAUGUGCCUCCUAAUGAACCCAACCAGUGGCU